Messenger RNA from Glycine soja, 2465 nucleotides. Its product is annotated as V-type proton ATPase catalytic subunit A-like. Gene Ontology annotation, biological process: proton transmembrane transport; ATP metabolic process. The transcript is spliced from 20 exons. Bases 180 to 2051 code for a protein of 623 amino acids. Gene Ontology annotation, molecular function: ATP hydrolysis activity; ATP binding; proton-transporting ATPase activity, rotational mechanism. The record is from RefSeq and is a predicted model, not a curated record. Gene Ontology annotation, cellular component: plant-type vacuole; proton-transporting V-type ATPase, V1 domain. NCBI's taxonomy places the organism in Eukaryota, Viridiplantae, Streptophyta, Magnoliopsida, Fabales, Fabaceae.
GUGAGUAUUGUGAGGACAAAAGCGACGUGGGAGGAAGGAAAGAGCAUACGUGUUGCGUUAGUGUUUAGUGUUAUAUCUCCGCAGUGGAUCAAAUCAAACAAACACUUCCAUCCAUCACCCUUUCUCUCUGCUUAGGGUUUUGAUCGCAUCGGAUCUUCACUCUCUUCUCCGAUCUCAAAAUGCCCGCCGUUUAUGGAGCUCGCUUGACCACCUUCGAAGACUCCGAGAAGGAGAGUGAAUACGGUUACGUUCGCAAGGUAUCAGGACCAGUCGUCGUUGCAGAUGGCAUGGCUGGGGCUGCUAUGUAUGAACUCGUGCGUGUUGGUCAUGAUAAUCUCAUUGGUGAAAUUAUUCGUCUCGAAGGGAAUUCUGCUACCAUCCAAGUUUAUGAGGAAACUGCUGGCUUGAUGGUUAAUGAUCCGGUGUUACGGACUCACAAGCCUUUAUCCGUGGAGUUGGGACCUGGAAUACUGGGGAAUAUUUUCGAUGGAAUUCAGAGGCCUUUGAAAACUAUUGCUAAACGAUCUGGUGAUGUCUAUAUUCCUCGUGGUGUCUCUGUUCCAGCACUCGACAAAGAUACACUUUGGGAAUUUCAACCUAAGAAAAUUGGUGAAGGCGACCUUUUAACUGGUGGAGAUUUAUAUGCUACUGUUUUUGAGAACAGUCUAAUGCAACACCAUAUUGCACUUCCUCCUGAUAACAUGGGAAAGAUUACCUACAUUGCACCACCUGGCCAAUAUUCCAUAAAGGAUACUGUAUUGGAACUUGAGUUUCAAGGUGUCAAAAAGAAAUUCACCAUGCUUCAGACUUGGCCCGUACGUACACCAAGGCCUGUUGCAUCAAAACUUGCAGCUGAUACUCCUCUUCUUACUGGUCAGCGUGUUCUUGAUGCCCUUUUCCCCUCAGUUCUUGGCGGGACUUGUGCCAUACCUGGAGCUUUUGGUUGUGGUAAAACUGUCAUUAGUCAGGCUCUUUCUAAGUAUUCCAAUUCUGAUGCCGUUGUUUAUGUCGGCUGUGGGGAACGUGGAAAUGAAAUGGCAGAGGUUCUAAUGGACUUUCCCCAACUUACAAUGACAUUACCUGAUGGUCGUGAAGAAUCUGUCAUGAAGCGUACAACACUAGUGGCUAACACUUCAAACAUGCCAGUGGCUGCUCGUGAAGCUUCAAUUUAUACAGGAAUCACAUUAGCUGAGUAUUUCAGAGAUAUGGGUUAUAAUGUCAGUAUGAUGGCAGAUUCUACAUCUAGAUGGGCAGAAGCAUUGCGUGAAAUCUCUGGACGACUGGCAGAAAUGCCUGCAGAUAGUGGAUAUCCUGCAUACCUUGCUGCACGUUUAGCCUCGUUCUAUGAACGUGCUGGGAAGGUAAAAUGUCUUGGAGGCCCUGAACGUACAGGUAGCGUAACUAUUGUUGGUGCUGUUUCGCCACCUGGAGGAGAUUUCUCAGAUCCUGUGACAUCUGCAACCCUGAGCAUAGUUCAGGUUUUCUGGGGUUUGGACAAAAAGCUUGCUCAGAGGAAGCACUUUCCUUCUGUAAACUGGCUUAUUUCUUAUUCAAAAUACUCAACGGCACUUGAAACCUUUUAUGAGCAAUUUGAUCCAGAUUUUAUCAACAUUAGGACAAAGGCUCGUGAAGUUCUGCAAAGGGAAGAUGACCUGAAUGAAAUUGUUCAGCUUGUGGGCAAGGAUGCUUUAGCUGAAGGAGAUAAGAUCACCUUAGAAACUGCAAAGCUUUUGAGAGAGGAUUAUCUUGCUCAAAAUGCCUUUACACCAUAUGACAAAUUCUGCCCCUUCUACAAGUCUGUUUGGAUGAUGCGCAACAUUAUCCAUUUCUACAAUUUGGCAAAUCAGGCAGUAGAGAGGGGAGCUGGUUCAGAUGGUCAGAAGAUAUCUUACACCCUUAUCAAGCAUCGUAUGGGAGAUCUGUUCUACCGAUUAGUGUCUCAGAAAUUUGAGGAUCCAGCAGAAGGGGAAGCUGCUUUGGUUGCGAAAUUUCAGAAGUUACAUGAGGACCUGACUAAUGGUUUCCGCAACCUUGAGGACGAAACCCGAUGAUUGAUGAUUGAAGAUUUGGUAGUUUGCUCAAAUAUUGUGUUAUUUCCAAUUGUAAGACGCAGUCUAGCAUCGCAGGGUUGCAACGUCCCGAGUGUUCUCAUAUUUGACUGUUCGAUUCAUUCAUAUCACAUUUAUUUCCUUUCUUGGUGCUGGUUUGGCUUUUGAUCUAGUCUCAUGUGUAGCUAUAAUCAUGUGUUUCAGUCAUCCUCAGUUUGUUUAUUGAGAAUAAGAAACGAGACUUGCUCUUUCAAUAUGUAUUUAGGAGAAUAAAAUUAUCUUAGGACAUGAAGUGCCUACAGCAAGCGGAUUCUGGAUUCAUAUAGGUGGAAUUUUUGGUGGAAGUGGAUUAUCUUGAAUCCUGUAUUUCAUAGAUGGACUUCUUGUAGCAAUGAGUAUUUAAUUAUUUAUUCGAAA